Molecule: messenger RNA, 772 nt
Organism: Aegilops tauschii subsp. strangulata
Lineage: Eukaryota; Viridiplantae; Streptophyta; Magnoliopsida; Poales; Poaceae
Product: histone H2B.1-like
Cellular component (GO): nucleosome
Molecular function (GO): structural constituent of chromatin; protein heterodimerization activity; DNA binding
Source: RefSeq, a predicted model, not a curated record
CAGCAUCUCGUUCCAAAUCUCCCACCUUUCCCCUCCAAACCAACCAGCACCGGCGGCUUCCCCUUUCCCCACUCAAGAAGCAGCGAUGGCCCCCAAGGCGGCGGAGAAGAAGCCGGCGGCGAAGAAGCCCGCGGAGGAGGAGACCACGACUGAGAAGGCCGACAAGGCUCCGGCCGGGAAGAAGCCCAAGGCCGAGAAGCGGCUGCCGGCGGCGGGCAAGAGCAAGACCUCCGGCAAGGAGGGCGGCGGCGACAAGAAGUCCAAGAAGAAGAGCAAGAAGAGCGUGGAGACGUACAAGAUCUACAUCUUCAAGGUGCUGAAGCAGGUGCACCCCGACAUCGGUAUCUCCUCCAAGGCCAUGUCCAUCAUGAACUCCUUCAUCAACGACAUCUUCGAGAAGCUCGCCGGCGAGUCCGCCAAGCUCGCCCGCUACAACAAGAAGCCCACCAUCACCUCCCGGGAGAUCCAGACCUCCGUACGCCUCGUCCUCCCCGGCGAGCUCGCCAAGCACGCCGUCUCCGAGGGCACCAAGGCCGUCACCAAGUUCACCUCCUCUUAGAUUGUACAUCUAGUAGCAACUGUAGAUGGUUCUGUUUACUUGGUGCCUGUCUGACUCUGGUUAUCUGAAAGUAGAAGUGGUGUUAGUGCUGGCUCGAUGGGAAUUGCCGAAUGAUUGCCAAUACUCUGUUGGUUCGUUGCCUGCAACAACUGGACCUGUGCUUCUUUUCUUUUGGUAAACUGACAUAUCAAAGGUAGUGAUCCAUUUCAGCUA